AUGUCUGAAUAUAUCAUUGACACGUGGAGAAAUAAUUUAACCAGUGCCUACAACCGGCUACGUGAAUCCCUCACUGACGAGAUGGGUAAACAUCUAUUUAGAUUUACAUAUCAGCAAAUACAAUCUGUAGAUCUGGUGAAGACUGUUUACAAGUUUAAGAAGAACAUCACAAAUACAUCCGACACUGAAGAUACCACCAUUGCUUCACAGGUUCUUUUUUUAGAAGAAAUCUUUGUAGCAUCGUACUUGUAUAAGAUUUACGUGCCCUUGAAUCACAAUGAAGCCAUUUUCAAUAAUUACUUUGUUGAACCAAACUUAAAGGCUGUUUGCAAUUCCAUUGAUCAUAGCAAAUAUAAUUGGGCAAAACUAGGAUUCUAUGACGGUGAAGAAGAGUUUCUUUUCAUGACCAAGCAGCUAAAACGAAAAGGGACAUUUGAGCUAUUCACUAAUUACAGCAACGGAUUCAGUCAAGCGGCCAUCGGCACAAUGAUUGGUAUGCAGCGCCCAAACGUCCAAAAUGCAGUAGGAAGAGUGGCUGAAACUGGUAGUCCUUUGAAGAUGGCAACGAUGGCUUUCCGUUUGUUCUUAGAAAGCAAUUGGGAUCAUACUGGCCUGUUGGUCUUGGCCAGAAUCUCUAUACCUGAUUCCGUUUAUCACGAAACUUCUCAGGUUGACUGUAUUUAUAAGACUGAUGGUGUAGUACGUCUUCAAGAAGCCCAUGAUAUCGAAAUUUGCGUGGUAGAAGUCUCUAAUGAAUAA
Molecule: messenger RNA, 759 nt
Organism: Mucor mucedo
Lineage: Eukaryota; Fungi; Mucoromycota; Mucoromycetes; Mucorales; Mucoraceae
Exons: 7
Coding region: 1-759 (252 amino acids)
Source: RefSeq, a predicted model, not a curated record